Tigriopus californicus is the source of this 576-nucleotide messenger RNA. RefSeq names its product ATPase inhibitor, mitochondrial-like. Gene Ontology annotation, biological process: negative regulation of ATP-dependent activity. Gene Ontology annotation, cellular component: mitochondrion. Bases 160 to 435 code for a protein of 91 amino acids. Gene Ontology annotation, molecular function: ATPase inhibitor activity. The transcript has 2 exons. NCBI's taxonomy places the organism in Eukaryota, Metazoa, Arthropoda, Copepoda, Harpacticoida, Harpacticidae. The record is from RefSeq and is a predicted model, not a curated record.
GGAUCUGUUUCACCUUCCUCGUCAGCGGAACUUCAUCUUGGAAAUCUGAGGCACUCCAUCCACUCGCUCUCUCUCUCCGUCUCUCUCAGUUCAAAUCAUCGAUCGUCAGAAGCGUUGCUGCAUCCCAUCCGUCUGCAUUCAAUCCGAAUCAUCCACGCAAUGUUGUCCGUGCGCCGUACUCUGCCCACCUUGGUUCGACCUGCCAUCAUGAGCCGCAUGAUGUCCGGUGGUGAUGCGGGUUCUAUCCGAGAGGCCGGUGGGGCUUUUGGCAAGAAAGAAAAGGCCGUCGAAGAUCAAUACUUUCGCAAGCAACAAGCUGAACAACUCAAGAACUUGGUGGAUUCGCACGCCAAGGAGAUUCAACAUCAUAAAGAAGCCAUUCAGCGCCAUCAAGAAGCCAUGAAGGUCCACGAGGAAGCUCUCAAGCAUCAUUAAAGAAUGCCCUCGCUCAUGAGGAAGCGAAACCACAUUUUUUGGGCCUUUGGUAGUCAUGCUUAUAUACUAAUUUGUCGUCUCGGUCCGGAGGUGGAGCACUACCUUCAUCCUCCUACCGCAAUAAAUCUAUCCUUUUGACAA